Amyelois transitella is the source of this 3467-nucleotide messenger RNA. RefSeq names its product CD151 antigen. The transcript has 6 exons. The record is from RefSeq and is a predicted model, not a curated record. Gene Ontology annotation, cellular component: membrane. Lineage: Eukaryota; Metazoa; Arthropoda; Insecta; Lepidoptera; Pyralidae. The coding region runs from base 134 to 934 and encodes 266 amino acids.
UUGUAUGUUAUUGGUUCUUUAAAUUUCACAGUUAUCUGUUUAUUUUCAGGGGGUCAGUGACCACGUCAGAAUGAAUGAUUGGAGGUGAAACAAGCAAGAAACUGGCUUGACAUUGCCUACUAGAUAGACGAAUAUGGCGGAAGAUAAAAAGAAAGAUGGCGGCGCUCUGUUGGCGAAGAAGAAGAAAGUGAAGCCGCGCAAGUCGAGGGACGCGGACUGCUGCAGUGUGAAUUUCCUGAAAUGCGUCCUACAUAUAUUUAACGUCGUUUUUCUAUUUGCAGGCAUUGGCGUUCUUGCAGUCGGUGCUUGGACUGUGACGUCGCGGCACAGAUUCGUGUCUUUGCUGCCUACCCCCACAUACCCAGCCAUUGCGUACUUGCUAGUGCUGGCGGGAGCUCUCGGUGUGCCUAUGUCAGCACUGGGCUGUUGUGGACUAAAGACUGAAAACAGAACCAGCUUAUUAUGUUACACAUAUUUCCUGCUGAUCACAUUCAUACUGGAGGCGGGCGCGGGCGGGCUGGCGUACUACUACGAGGUGGCGGUGGAGCACGAGCUGCGAGCCGAGCUCAACAACACGUUUCUCGCCAACUACGCGCUCGACACCGACCUCACGGACGCCGUGGAUCGCAUGCAGACUGAAUUCAAAUGCUGCGGCGCGGUGCGGUUCGAGGACUGGCGCCGCAGCGCGUGGCACGAGCACGACCCGCGGCUGCUCGUGCCCGACUCGUGCUGCAGGAGCCCCGCCUCGCGCUGCGGCGCCAGGGACCACCCCUCCAACAUCUACUACACUGGCUGUAUACGCCAAUUCACCAACCACAUCCGGGACCACCUGAUAAUCCUGGCGGCCGUGGGGGUCGGCAUGUCGGUCAUCCCCAUCUUCGGCUUUCUGUUCUCGUGCGUGUUGUAUGUCAAAAUCAAACACGUCAUCGACUGACCACGGCCUAAGCCCUCCGCCACUAAGAACCGAAAAGUGUUCGAUAAGUCCGCCUCGGCGGGGGACCUCACAAAGUUCAAUCCCGGACGCAGUUCGCAACGUGGGCCUAAAUUCGAAAGUUCUAGAACCAAACGGAACGUCAAGCGGCCGCCAUGUCCGCUGCACCACGCCGCUGAAAAAAGCGGCCCACCCAUAUCUACAAUCAGCGAUAACGUCAGCAUAUAAAAUAUUCCAAAUUCAAAUUAAGCGAAAAGACUUUAUUUUUUUUACAACUUAGAGUGCGCUGGGGAUUGGCACCUAUUUUCUCUUCUAAAUGUCUUCAAUUCCUAAUUCAAACAGAUCGUCAUCUGCUCUUUCAUUCUACAUAGCCAUGUUAUAACUGUUUAAAAUAUAGACCUUACUAAACUAAACCAAUUGGUGAUAAAGAUCUCUCUAAAACUAACAAAAGAAUCUCAGCGUAAACAAAUAAUAAUUUACUUUAAUGUGUUCAUCUGAUGUUACAUAAUGAUAUAGAAUUUAAAUGAUGUUCAUGUUUAGCUCGUAGCAUUUUAGGUAGAGAACAAGAUCGAAUUUAUGUCAAAGUGUAUCUAUGUCAUACAUUGAAAAGUAAUACAUAAUUAUGUUAAAAACAACCAUAGAGGUGGUAACAAUUCAUGUAAAUUAUUAAUAGCUAUAUGCGCCGAGCGUUAGCAGUGUUGAUUUUAUCUCCUUGACAACGACGAUGCACAAAGGUUUUUUGUAAGAAGGUCGCCUACAGCAUCUAGCAAUGAAAAAUACUGUAAUAAUGUUCGCGCGCUCUACUUAGCCAUAUACUACCUCUAUGGUAAACUAUUAGAGGUUAAGAUGGUGCUACUAUAGAAACCUUAGGCCGUUGUGUACUUAAUGUUGUAGAUAAAUAAAUAAAAAUACCUAGACGUGCAUGAAUUAAACAACUUUCUGAUAAAUCAGUUACUAAAGAAAUCCUGUCGUGUAACUUCUCCCAAUGAAUACUAAGCGAGCGAGAGAUCCAUAGUUACGUUAAGAGUAAAACACAAUCCAAAUUUUAAACUAAUUUACAUUUUUCACCCGCAUUUUUUUUCUAAAUCAGUUUUUAUUUUUAAUGCAUAAUAAUUUAUGUACAGUCUACCGCAUCAAGUUACCCUGCAUGAAACUAUAUGACGCGGUAAUAAAGGCAAAUUUGCGUAGGUUAAUAUGCUGUUAGCCGUACACACCCAAUCCCUUGUCAUUUUAUUUACACAAGAAAAAUUUAAAUCAGAAAUCGAUUGAUAAUAUUCGAUUCGUUUACAUGCAAUAAUAAUUAAAACAAUCCAAAUCACUAUAGUUAAACUAGUUAGGUAAAUAUGCAAUUUAAAUAUGUGUAAAGUCUUAUCUUCGUUAAUAAUUAUUUUGCUAGACGAAUUAUCAGUAAUACAUGUUUAAUAAACUACACCUAAGCUGCAUGUGCCUUAUUAAUAAUUAAGAUUGUAGUUAAAAUUUAAUAAGUAUGUCUAAUAGAAAGGGUUCCAUACUUUUAAUUCUGUAAAACAUCUAGAAACAUCCAGGUAAGUUUGUUUUUGACAUCACAUAAAAAGUUCAUAACACCAACUAAGGCAGGCUGUCAGACGUGAGACAAUCAGGUUCUUAGUGAUCAAUAGGUCACUGUGGAAAUGUUUUAUUGUAAUUAUAUAACAUUAAAAUUAUGUUUAUUUUUAGCACGCUUCGCGCAAAUUCGCGAUCAUUCUGUUGUGUACCCAAUUUAUAAUAUGUUGACCCUUUAAGAUCAAACUAUAUAUAACUAAAUAUUAUUAUAUCUUAUUACAAACGAUUCGUAGAGAGAUUUUAUAUUACCAAGUCAAAUUACAUAUUCAGUUCCUUAAAUCCAAAGUGCAGAGUUUGAUAUCAGUGAACAGUUAUAUUGUUUGCUGUAUCAAUUGAUAUUGUUUUUCUUUAUUUUACUUACAAGCUAAAAUACAUCGGGCCAUUGAGUUUAGCCUAUUUAUAAAAUAUUAUGUGAAUAAUGAAUUCAUAAAAAAUUGUUUAAGUAAAAUGUUAAUAGUUUCGCUCAAUUUGGAUGAAUGAACUUUUAUGCCUUGGUUGAGACCAAUUGAGUUUCGAAUCAAAAACUUAAUUAAAAGUAUGAGACGCCCUUUCUAACGUCUAAUUUAUAAUACUAAAUGUGAUUAAGUUAUUUUUUGUAUCGUACUACAAACCAAAAAAAGUCUAAUCAUUACAUAGUUAGUUAUAAAAAAAAAUAUUCUUAAUUUAUUUUAAUAAUAUCAUGUUACGCCCUCUUUUUAUCUUAUAAUUUAAUUUUGAUAUCCCGUAAAACUAGAAUAAAUCGAGGGAAAAAUUUGAGAGAUUUGUGUGUUCUCGAGAUGCACAAACUUUUAAGACUUUUAAAACCAUAUACCUAAGUAUGUGCUCAGGGCUGAAGUUUAAAAUUAUUUUGCACACAUUAUUUCUCGAAUUUUCUGUGAUUUGUAUUUAAAUCUAUGUACACCUCUCGUUGAUAUUUUUCGUUAUAUUUAUAGCCUUCUUGUUAAUGAAUACAAUU